AUGUCUUUAGUUAUCAAAUCGCCAGCUACAAUUGGAUUAUUGAGUGGAUUGGUUUUACCACCAUUGUUAGCAAAAUUUGUCUUAGAACCUAUAUUCAUACAAAGAAAAUACGAUGAAGUCCAGAAUCUUAAAUACAAUGUUGAAUAUUUAGGGUGGCACGUUCGUGGAUUGGAAGAAGCAAGUGGGUUUAAAGAAGAUAAGUUUUAUUCCCCUUUAAGCUUGUUUCCUGAACAAAGGUUUGAUGUGUAA
This is a messenger RNA of Debaryomyces fabryi, 249 nucleotides long. RefSeq lists its product as uncharacterized. The coding region runs from base 1 to 249 and encodes 82 amino acids. The record is from RefSeq and is a predicted model, not a curated record. The transcript has a single exon. Lineage: Eukaryota; Fungi; Ascomycota; Pichiomycetes; Serinales; Debaryomycetaceae.